UUCUGAUAACAAAGGAAGAGCUCUUCUUUGGAGGGAAGAAGAAGAAGAAGAAGAAGAGAGAGAGAGAGAGUUACCAGAGACAGAGAGUUGGAAGAGAUGGCGCCGGUCGGAUUACCACCAGGUUUCAGGUUCCAUCCCACCGAUGAAGAGCUCGUAAAUUACUAUCUAAAGAGGAAAAUCCAUGGCCUCAAGAUAGAGCUUGACAUCAUUCCUGAAGUUGAUCUUUACAAAUGUGAACCUUGGGAAUUAGCAGAUAAAUCGUUCUUACCAAGUAGAGAUCCUGAGUGGUAUUUUUUCGGGCCACGGGAUCGGAAAUAUCCUAAUGGAUUUAGAACAAACCGUGCAACUAGAGCUGGAUACUGGAAAUCUACAGGGAAGGAUCGGCGUGUUAGCUAUCAGAAUCGGGCCAUCGGUAUGAAGAAGACAUUGGUUUACUACAGAGGUAGAGCUCCUCAGGGAAUCAGAACAGACUGGGUGAUGCAUGAAUACCGCCUCGACGACAAGGAAUGCGAGGACACCAUGGGACUUCAGGAUUCAUAUGCAUUAUGUCGUGUUUUCAAGAAGAAUGGGCCAUGUACAGAAAUAGAAGAGCAAGGUCAAUGUAGCAUAUCAUUACUAGAGUCCUCCCAAGGGAUUAUCAAUGACUAUGAAACCAUGUCGCCUGAUGUGCCUGUUGGGUCAUCAUCAUGCAUGGAUGAAGAUGACAAAGAUGAUGCAUGGAUGCAAUUCAUCACAGAGGAUGCAUGGUGUUCUGCUAGUGCAUCGACUGGUGGCGAUGACUCAGGAUGCAUGGCUUUCGCUAAUUAAAGAGAAAGCAUGUCAUGAUUUGGAUAUAAACUUGCUGUAAUAAGGGACAAUUUUUAAGAUGUUGGUUCAAAAAAAUUUAAAAUUUUCAUAUUUAGGUCACAUCUAAUUGUACGUGGCACUGUAUCCGACGGUCGUGAUGUGUCGCGUUCGGGCGGUUCCAGUUCUUACAUGGGUCUGCAGGGUUUGGUUUGGCCUUUCCUUUAAGGCUGUUUGGAUGUAUUUUGUGGAAUAAUAACUUUAAGUGAUUUUGUACAAAGUGUAUGGCAAAUUGCUCACAUUCAUGUAUUGGGGCAUUUGGGAAUAAUGUAAAACUACAAUGGGUAUUUGUG
This is a messenger RNA of Magnolia sinica, 1136 nucleotides long. RefSeq names its product NAC domain-containing protein 54-like. Lineage: Eukaryota; Viridiplantae; Streptophyta; Magnoliopsida; Magnoliales; Magnoliaceae. Gene Ontology annotation, biological process: regulation of DNA-templated transcription. The record is from RefSeq and is a predicted model, not a curated record. Gene Ontology annotation, molecular function: DNA binding. The transcript is spliced from 3 exons. Bases 97 to 807 code for a protein of 236 amino acids.